This is a messenger RNA of Seminavis robusta, 1134 nucleotides long. The record is from the annotation of a GenBank genome assembly. NCBI's taxonomy places the organism in Eukaryota, Bacillariophyta, Bacillariophyceae, Naviculales, Naviculaceae.
AUGGCAUCCAACAACAAUCGGCGUCUCGUCCAUCCACUGCUAUUUCUGGGUUGUUUACUUCUCUGUUUCAAUGAAGCAGUGGCUGUGGAAUACAUUGUCAUUGGCGUGACGGGUUUGUUCGAGGAAGGAUUUCCCAGUCAUCCGAUUCUUCACUACACUGCUGCUCCUGACGACUUUGACGAUGGCAACAUCAAAACCAUUGAUGAGAGAAACAGUGAGAAUGACAACACCAAUGCAAUUUUCCUUGGACGCGGUGUCGUGAGGGGAUACAGAGCCUUUCUUGACAUUACGGAACCAGGAUGGCGAGAGUAUCAUGUCAACCACAACCCUUCUUCCAUCGGUCAACAACAAGCAUCACCAAUGGUGAAUUCCCAUGUCAUUGCCAGCGGCUGUCGGGAACAUGCACAUGAAUUUUCGCUGUAUCUAGUGGACACGCGCCAACUAGCUGUCAUUCUACAGAGUAUGCCAAGGUUUACCAGCCUCACGGCGGACACGGGAAGUGUCGAUCUGGAUGCAAAUGGCACAACACCGCUGGUAUCCGACUUUUUUCGAGCUUUUUAUGACGUUAGCCGCAAUAAUAAUAUCCACACUGUGGCAAUUGCUCUCAUGACAUGUGUGCAUUUCCGUGGAAAGAGCCAUAUUCCCAUGCCUCCCGUCCACAAAUUGGACGAUGGCACCAUGGUGACCAGUUUUCCAGACAGCUUGGCAUUGUGGGCUCAGGUUCGCGAUGGCGACCGCACGGCUGUGGAAGAUACUACCCGCCGCUGUAGUCGUCGUCAAGACCAGCCAUGCCCUCCCAAAGUUUGGGUGGAAGCCAUGAAAGCCGAACAGCGCUACUGGAAUGGGAUCCGGGAAACCAUACGACAGGCGGAGCAGUACCGUCCCAGCCAAGAGUUGGUACAGUUGUAUGGACCUCCCUUUCGCUGCAAGCAAAAAGCUCGUUUUGGGGUUGGAAGGGAGGGUGAUAAUAAUGACGAUACGACACCAGUUCGUCUUCCACGCUCCUUGACACCCGCGGUGGUCAAGGCUGCCCUGAAUCAGAUUGGCUAUGAACCAAAGUUUCCAUCUGGAAGCAUUGAAGCAUUGAGUGUGACGACGAAUACCCAAACGAACGGUGAAGCUCCUGACUUGUAA